CUAGUGCUGACGGUGUGUCUGAUGUUUGCGAUCGGUGCGAUCAGUUCGGGAAAAUAGAAAUUCGAAAUUCAGUAAUAGAUUAACACUCGGGGAGCUCGCUUCGUUUCCACGCAAGGAUAAUAAUUGUGCUGUGUCUCUUGCACUGUGUUAUCUGUAGUCUAGUUAGUUUAAGAGCCUGAGCCGUUGAAGACGAUAAUAAAUAAAGAACCCUCAGCAUGGGGGUGGCUGAAGAUUUCGCUCCCAGCUUUGUGAAGAAACCACAAUUGCACCAGGAAGAUGACGGCAAUCGUUUGAUAUUUGAAUGUCAACUACUAUCGUCGCCGAAGCCGGAUAUCGAAUGGUUUCGCAGUGACAACAAAUUAACAGAGGAUGCUCGAACUAAAUUCAAAAUCCAGCCCAUUGGGGACAACAAGUUUACGGUAGUAUUAGAACUGGACGAUGUAGUUGAAACAGAUGCUGGCCUUUACAAGGUCAAGGCCAAAAACAAAUCGGGCGAAGUGUCCGCAUCAAUUAAUUUAAAUUUCACACUGGGCAAGUUUUCUGUUCUCGAAGACUUAAGACAAAUCGACGGAAUCGCGCCGACAUUCGCGAAAAAACCCGCCAUACGACAAGAAGAAGAUGGUAAACGUCUUUUAUUUGAGUGCCGUGUUAAUGCAGAUCCCUUACCGAACAUCACUUGGUUCCAUAAUGGUACGCCCGUAAAGGAAUCUUCAAGACAUAAGCUAACCAUCGAUAAAGAUGUCCACUCGUAUUUUGCAACACUUGAAAUACAAAAUGUUACAGUUGAGGAUGCUGGCAAAUAUAAAGUGAAUGCAAAAAACGAGCUGGGAGAAAGUAAUGCGACAAUCAGCCUCAACUUUGACAGCGACGAGGCUCCCGUGCCGGAGAGCACAGAUGGAAUUAGACCGACAUUUACGGAGCGUCCCGUUAUUUGCCAAAGCGAAGAUGGCGGAAAUGUCACAUUUGAAUGUAGAUGCGUUGGAGAUCCCACACCAACGGUUACCUGGUCCCACGGCGAGACUGUAUUGAGCGAGGGCAAACGCUACAAAAUGUCAUUGACUCUGGAUCAGAAACUAUAUCAUAUGGCACGAUUAGAGAUAAGCAGCGUUGUCUCCAGCGAUCAGGGCGAGUAUCGAGCCCAAGCGAAAAAUAAACAUGGCACCGGUGUGGCAACGAUUAAUUUAAAUUUUGAAAGCGGCUCGAAAAAAAUUCCUGAUGGUAAGUCGCCGCGUUUCCCUAAAAAGCCAACAAUACGACAAGAGGAGGACAUAUUGAUAAUGGAAUGUAUACUGGAAGCACAUCCAGUGCCGGAUAUAACCUGGUAUUGCUCAGAUAAGCAAAUCACAGACAAUCAAAGAACCAAAAUGACCCGCAAGGCAAUUACCAAAGAUAGUUAUAUCUUAACCCUCGAGAUACAAAAUCCAACUAAAGAUGAUGGAGGCAACUACAGAUGCAACGCGAUAAAUAUGUUUGGGGAAAGCAAUGCAAAUAUAGCGCUUAACUUCCAAGGCGCAAAUGAUGCAAAUGGAUUUGCACCCUCGUUUAUUGAGAAACCAAGGAUUAUACCAAAUGAAACAGGAACUUUAAUCACCAUGAAGUGCAAGUGCAAAGCGAAACCAGAACCAACUGUGAGUUGGUACAGAGGACAAGACCUCGUGGAGAAGAGUAAAAAAAUCAAAAUCAAUAGCACAGUUAUUGCUGAAGACACCUACGAAUUGACGUUGGAAAUUAAGGAUCCUGGCGCAACUGAUGGUGGCACUUACAGAUGCAAUGUGAAAAAUGAAUACGGUGAAUCAAAUGCUAAUUUGAAUCUAAAUAUUGAAGCUGAACCCGAGCCUGAGGGCGAAGGUCCAACGUUCAUUGAAAAGCCGCGCAUUAUAUCGGAAAAUAACGGUAAACUUGUUAUAAUGGAGUGCAAGGUUAAGGCAGAUCCAAAACCAGAUAUCGUAUGGUUCCGCAAUGGUGAGGUCAUUAAGGAGACCAACAAGCUCAAAAUGUCCAUGGAACAGCGUGGAGAUCAAUACUAUAUCAAAUUGGAAUUGAUUGAUCCUCAGUUGGAAGACUCGGGUCUUUACAAAUGUAACAUUAAGAACACAUUGGGCGAACUGAACGCCAAUCUCACUCUUAACAUUGAAAUUGUACCUGUUAUCAAGGACAAGCCCAAAAUUAUUAAGAUCAUUAAGAAGCGAACUGUGGUUAUCGAAUGCACCGUUUCAUCGAAAUUCGAACCAAAAUGCACUUGGUACAAGGAAACUAAUACGGUUCAAGAAAGCAAACGUCACGUUUACAUCGUGGAAAAGACUAAAGAAGGCGAAUUUGCUGUUAAGCUGGAGAUCAAUGAGGUUGAAGACACUGAUAAGGGCGCUUACAAAUUGGUGGCCAGUAACGAGAAGGGAGAAGCAGUGUCGCAAGUUGUCAAUCUUGUUGACAUUCCGGAGGAAGAACGCAAACCUACGAAACCAGAAAUUAGCCGUAAACUUGUGGAUCAAAAGGUCACUGAAUCAAAGACUUUUGAGCUAUUGAUCAGUCUUAAGCAAUCGGAUCGCAAGUGUAAAGUGGAGUGGUUCAAGGGAAGCACUCUCAUUCGGGAGACAAAGGAUAUUACAACCACAUUUGAUGGAACUACGGCAAGACUAACAUUCAGUUCUGCCAGAUCCGAGCAUACAUCAAAUUAUAAGGUCGUGGUUGUAAACGAGGCUGGCAAGGAUGAGUCAACUUGCAAGAUCACUGUGGAGAAGAAGGACAAAAAGAAAGAUGAGAAGGCUGAACAAGAAAAGGAAGAAGCUGAAAAGAAACGAAAGGCUGAAGAAGUGAAAGCAGAAGAUAAGCCCAAAGAUCAAGAGCCAGAAAAACAGGAAGAGGUUGAAGAGAGCAAUAUAAAGGACGACAAGAGUGAGCAGAAUAAAAAAGAGGAGGAAGCUGCUGUCGCGAAACCUGAAACUAAAAAUAAAUCAGAUAAAUCAGAUGAUAAUCUGAAUGAAGUGGAAGACAAGCCAAAGAAGAAAACAGACAAACCUAAACCCGAUGACAAAGAAAAAACACUUUCCGAAGAACAGAUACAAAAUGACAAGAAAGAGAAAAUUGCGGAAAAGAAAAAAGAUGAUGACGAUAAAAAAGUCAAGUCUUUGGAAAAGAAAAAAGACGAAGCACAGCCAGAAGAAAAGAUAAAAACGGACAAAAAAGAAAAACCUGCAGAAAAGAAAAAGCCCGAAAAAUUUUCCGAAGAGCAGGCUACUAAAGAAAGUCCGAAAUCCAAGGCCCAAGAUAAGCAUAAAGAAACUGAAUCUCAGCCAGAGGUUAAGAAAAGCGUUGAGGUUAAGAAAAAGGAGCCCAAAGAGCAAUCCAAUAUAUCUAGUGCAAAUAACGAUCUUGAAGAAGAUGCACCAGAGCAAGGACCCGCGGAACAAAUAGGCUUGAAGAAGGUUGAACGCAAGGCCAGUGUUGUGUCCAUUAAAGAAGAAUCUACAUCCGAGGUACGCCGUAAGUCCAUAAUCAAGACGAACGAGGAAUCCGUGGUUGAAGAUACGAAAGUAUCAUCAAGAAGAUCCUCACUUGCGAUUGAUAGCUCCGUAUCAGAGUCCCGACGAUCAUCUAUUGUCGAUAAGAAAGCAUUGGAGGAAAAUGUUAGCAGCAAAAAAAUUGAGGCUAAUAAAAAUCCACAAGCCAUUAAGGAAGAAAUACCCAAGCUGAAGCCAGCAGAGAAACGUCGUGUGCCCAAGGCUGUAGAAGAUCCAAAGCCAGCCGAAGAACUACCAAAGUUGCGAAAAACAUCUAUUGCCCAGCCAAAAGAAGAAGCAAAGCCCGAAGCCGCUAAACCAAAGGCCAAAGCAAAGCCAAAAGCGAAGCCAAAGUAUGAGGAGCUUCCAGAAAUUCCAGAUUAUGAACGACCCGCUCUCGAAAAAUAUGAGAAGUCGGAUUUCACGCCAAGCGAUUUUGCUCGUGAACUCGAAAUUCCCAACAAAAUGGAAAAACCGAUAUUGGACGCUGCCAAAAAGCCAACAGAGAUCGAGCCCCAAAAGAAUGGAUUGGCUAAGAAGAGUGAAAUAAUAGAACAGCCAAUGGAGCAACCGAAAGGUAUUAAAAUUGGCAAAGGCAAAUUACCUGUUGAUGAGGAUGUUAGAGACGGCGCUAAGCUUAAGCCCGUAAUUGUUGAACCAGAGAAGGAUAUACCAAAAGAAAACGCUGAUAAAACAGAGGACCUUAAACCAUCUCUGAUGGAUAUUAUAAAGCAACGACGUCGUUCCUCCGUUAGAAGCUUAAUGACCAAGGAACCCAUUCAGAACGAGUCCUUCCUUGGUGUAGUUUUGAAGCCCGUAUUAAAGGAUGCUAAAGAGCAAGUUGAGCCCCAGCAAGCUAAACAAUUACUUAAGGCAAAUGUGACGGAACAAUUUAGUCCCAUGAAAGCAACCAAAGCUCAAAUAUCUGAUAUGAAAAAGCCCGAACCCAUACCCACUAUUGUGGAUGAUUAUGAACGUCCCAAGUUAGAAAAGUAUGAACGUGUCGAUAUUGAGAAAACUAAACCUGAGAAACCCACACCUGUUAUUAACUCCCCGGAAGUACCAGAAGUCAAACUAUCUGUGGAAAAUCCAAAGGAGGACAAAGUAAAAGUACCGAAAAUGCAGCCGCCUGCUCCCGGUGAGCCACCCAAAAUCGAGGUGAUUCGGGAGAAGCGUCCAUCCCUGGCGCCAGAGCCGCCCAGUCGACGUGGCUCCCUAGUCCCACCAGCCGACAUGGGCCGAAGACCGUCCCUGAUCAUCAAUGACGAGAAGAAACUCCGCCCCGGCGAAGUCAUGGAUACACGGUUGUUGAGGCCAGGCGAGGUUGGUGAAGGACAGCGGAGACGUCCCUCCAUUGAUGUGCGCAGACCUAGUGUACAGGACUUGGAAGAUCUUAUCAAUAAACCCUCCACUCCACUGCGCGAUGUCGGUGAUGGCGGACCACCAUCGAUUAUUGAUGUACAGGAAUCAUACUCUGUGGUCGAAGACUCGACGGCUUACCUUACGGUUGGUGUCGAGGGCAAUCCAGCACCAACAUUUAAAUUCUACAAAGGAGUUAGCGAGAUCAUUGAGGGUGGUCGCUUCAAGUUCCUUACAGAUGGCCAAACAAACACAAUCACAUUGUGUAUGCGUAAGAGCAAACCGAACGACGAGGGCAAAUAUAAAGUUGUUGUUUCAAAUAUACACGGCGAGGACUCCGCCGAGAUGCAAUUAUUUGUCUCCGAUUCAAGUGGCAUGGAUUUCCGUGCCAUGCUCAAGAAACGUCGUUAUCAAAAAUGGGACAAAGAAGAGCAAGACCCCAAUUGGGGCGAUCUUAAAGAAACUGAAAAACCAUUGCCGGCUUUAAAGAAAGUCGAAAGGGCGCCAUCAUCGCGUAGGCCAUCCCUAGCAGAGUUGAUCCCCGAUUGGCCGACGUUGCAUCCGUUUCGACGUGAGGAGAAGGUGGAAUCAUUCCUUAGUCCGCUGAUCGACCAGUUCGCUAAGGAAGGAAAGGAUAAGAAAGUGGUAUUUGAGGCGCGAUUCAGCAAACCAAAUUGCAAGCCUAAAUGGUUAUUCCGCAAAGAUGAGGUGUUUACAGGCAGCAAAUUUAAGUUCAAGCAGGAGAAUGAUACAUACCAGUUGAUAAUUACAACGCCUAAGGUCGAGGAUACUGGCAAAUACACAAUUGAAAUCGGAGGCGUUUCCAGCACUGCAUUCCUUAAUGUUGAGGAAGCCGAUCCCACAUAUACAUUUACAAAGCCGCUUAAAAAGAAAAUCGAAGGUUUCACAAGACAUGAAACGACUUUGGAGUGUGCCGUUAGCAGUAGCAUGGCAAAUGUGCACUGGUUCAAGGAUAAUACAAAGCUCGAAUCGGAUGAUCCACGUUAUUUGAUCUCGAAAGAUAUCAAUGGCAAUCUGAAGCUUAUUAUCAAGGAGUCUGUGCUGGAAGACAGUGGCAAAUAUCGUUGCCAAUUGGAUAAGCAACCGGAUAAAACCGAAACCACACUAAAUGUGGUCGAAUAUCCAUACAAAUUUGUCAAGGUCCUCAAAUCACAGCAAUGCAUUGAGAAGGAUACCAUAACGCUCGCUUGUGAAAUCGAUGAUGCCCAAGGCGAUGUACAAUGGUUUAGAAAUGAUGAGGAAAUCAAGCCUGAUAAACGCAUGCAGAUAAUCAAGGAUGGACGAAAGCGUAAGCUUGUCAUCAAAGAUUGCAAAGUAACCGAUGCCGGACAGUUCAAGUGUACAACAAAUGCUGACAAAACUGAUGCGGAAAUUAUAAUAAACUAUCAAAAUCGUUUCAACAAGAAACUUAAAGAUACUGAUGCUGUCGAACGUGAGAAGCUGGUAUUGGAUGUGGAACUACAGGAUCAGACGGCUCCUUGUGAUUGGAAGUUCAAUGGGGAGCCAAUAGUGCCAAAUGAGCGCAUUGAAAUCAAAAAUUUGGGUGGUGGUAAACAUCAAUUGGUAUUCAAUGGUCUAGACCUAACGGAUGCAGGUGAAAUCACCUGUGAAUCGGGCCAACUGAAUUCAGUGUGUAAGCUUUCCGUACGUAAGGGCGAGAGCAGACCCAAUAUUGAUUGCCCAGAUGAGUUUGCUGGCCCAAUAAGUGCCCCUGUAAUCAUUGAAGUGCCAUUCAAAGUAAGCGGUACUAAACAAACUCCAGUUGAGGCCAAAUUAAUUAAGGACGGAAAACCGCUGCCUGUCAAGGAUGUCGAAGUUGCGGUAACGGACGAUAAAGUAACGUUCAAAAUCAAGAAACCAUCAAGGGACUUAUCGGGACCGUAUCAAAUCAAACUAUCGAAUGGACAGGGUGAAGAUACGAAAGAUGUGAACAUUAUUUGCCAAGACGCUCCACAACCACCUCAAGAUGUAGAUGUCACUGAUGUAUAUCAGACAUCGUGUGUCGUUAAAUUCAAACCGCCAGCAGAUGACGGUGGUAGUCCGAUAAUCAAGUAUGUUAUCGAGCGCCAAGACUUAAGCAAAAAACAAGGCUGGGAGCCUGUCGCUGAGGUUCUACCAAGUGAGCCAUGUCUCAAGAAAAUUGAAGACCUGGUGCCAAAGAAGCAGUACAGAUUCCGUAUGCGUGCUGUCAAUAAAAUAGGUCCAUCUGAUCCGGCCACUUUCAAGAAUUCGAUACUUGCCAAGGACCCAUGGGAUGAGCCUGGUAAGCCGAAGGCGGUUGAUCUAACCGAUUGGGAUAAGGAUCACGCCGAUUUGAAAUGGGAGGCACCAGAUAGUGAUGGUGGCGAUCCCAUAACAUCCUAUAUUGUUGAAUACAAAGAGAAAUUCUCAAACGAUUGGGUGGCCGGCAAAGAAGUGCCGGGAGAUGCUAGAACAGCAACCGUUGAUAACCUCAAAGAGGGCCAACAGUACGAAUUUCGAGUCCGUGCUGUUAAUCGGGCUGGACCUGGCGAGCCUAGCGACAAGACUAAAGCCAUUAUUGCCAAAUGCCGUUUCGUCAAACCAUUCCUGGUGGGCGACGGCCUUAAGAAUAUCACCGUGAAGAAGGGACAGACGGUGCGCUAUGAUAUUAAAUACGAUGGUGAACCAGAGCCAACAGCCAGUUGGAUCAAGGACACACAACCGAUUAAAUUCGACAAUCAGCGUAUCUGUCUUGAGCAGCUCGAACGCAAUUCAUCGAUUACAAUCAAGAAGAGUGUGCGCAAGGAUACCGGCAAAUACAAAUUGGUAUUGACGAACAGUUCGGGAACAAUUGAAUCGGAAGCCCAGGUGAUUGUCCUCGAUCGUCCAUUGGCGCCUGGCGGUCCAUUUGAGCCGGAGGAAGUACGUGCCCAUCGCAUUAAGAUGAAAUGGAAGCGUCCAUCCGACGAUGGCGGCUGUGAAAUCACUGGCUAUGCCCUCGAGCGUAUGGAUGAAGAAACUGGCCGUUGGAUACCAGCCGGCGAAGUUGGUCCCGACGAGACCUCAUUCGACUUUAAGGGCCUUACGCCGAACAAGAAAUACAAAUUCCGCGUCAAGGCCAUCAAUAAGGAGGGUGAAUCGGAACCGCUUGAGACAACAGACGCAAUUCUUGCCAAGAACCCAUACGAUCCGCCCAGUCCCCCCAGUCAGCCAGUAAUUGACGACUAUGAUAAUAAGAGUGUAUCGCUUAAAUGGAAGCGACCACCAUCGGACGGUGGUCGACCAAUUACCCACUAUGUUGUCGAAAUCAAGGACAAGUUCUCACCCACAUGGACGGAAGUUGCCAAAACUGAGGAUCCCACUCCCGAAUGUAAGGUUGAGGGCCUUAAGGAGAAAAUGGUCUACCAGUUCCGUGUGCGUGCGGUUAAUAAAGCCGGACCCUCAGAGCCGUCUCAGCCUACAGACAAUCAUCUGUGCAAGCACAAGAACCUCAAGCCACAAAUUGACAGAUCCACAUUCAAGCGGAUCACUAUCAAGAGUGGUCGUACUCACAAGUGGUCGGUCGACGUUACCGGAGAGCCUGUACCGGAAUUACACUGGAGCUGGCGAGAUGAUGUUCCACUAACGACUGGAGAUCGUAUUAGUAUCGAGAAAGUUGACUAUCACACCGACUUUGUUAUCACCAAUGUGAAGCGCCAAGACAGUGGAUUCUAUACCCUGAAGGCUGAGAAUCGAAAUGGCGUUGAUCGAGAGACGGUCGAAUUGGUUGUUUUGGGCAAACCCAGUUCACCGAAGGGACCUCUCGCUGUCAGCGAUGUGACCGCAACCGGAUGCAAGCUGCAGUGGAAGAAACCCGAAGAUGAUGGUGGAGUGCCCAUCAAGGAGUAUGUUGUUGAAAAAAUGGAUACAGCAACUGGUAAAUGGGUUCGGGUCGGACGAUCGCCGGGUGAAAAGGAGCCCCCGAGCUUUGAUGUAACUGGCCUAAAUCCUGGCUCCGAGUACAUGUUCCGCGUAUCAGCUGUAAAUGAGGAGGGCGAAUCCGAGCCACUGACCACACUCGUUGGCGUUGUCGCAAAGGAUCCCUUCGAUGAACCUAAUAAGCCGGGUACUCCUGAAGUCAUUGAUUACGACAAUCAAAGUGUGAAACUGAAAUGGACACCGCCAAAUAAUGAUGGCGGUGCGCCAAUUCAAAAGUAUAUUAUUGAAAAGAAGGAUAAGAAUAAGCCAGAAUGGGAAAAGGCUAUCGAAAUCCCAGGCGAUCAAUUGGAAGCCACUGUUGCAGGUCUACAGGAAUAUGGUGAAUAUGAGUUCCGUGUCAUUGCCGUCAACAAAGCUGGUCCAUCCCCACCGUCAGAUGCCAGUCUGCCCCAAAUCGUCAAGUAUAAGAAAUUGAAGCCCCGCAUUGAUAGAACGAACUUGAAACCUCUGUUAAUUCGCGCUGGAAAGCCAAUUAAGUACGAUGUGAACAUUCGUGGCGAGCCGGUACCAACAGUCCAAUGGUAUCAAAACGACGUCGAGCUCAAGCCUGAGGAAUUGCCAAGCAAUACAGAGAUUAAAAAUAUACCUCACAAUACGAAAAUUGCAAUAAUUGAUGCUGUGAGAAAGCAUACUGGCGUUUAUAAGAUUCGGGCUGAGAAUGAGCACGGUUAUGAUGAAGCAACCGUUGAGGUGAACGUUUUGGGUCCACCUGGAAAACCAAAGGGUCCCUUAACUGUCAACGAUAUUACCAAGGAUAGCUGCAAGCUAAAGUGGAAAAAGCCAGAAGAUGACGGUGGUAAGCCGAUAACGGCUUACCAAGUCGAGAAAUUCGAUAAAAAACAAGGUCGAUGGGUACCUGUCGGUCGAACCUCUGGCAAUGAUACCGAAUUUGAUGUCAAGGGCCUUCAGGAAGGUCAUGAGUAUCAGUUUCGGGUUAAGGCCAUCAAUGAGGAGGGUGAAUCCGAACCUUUGGAGACCGAUGGCAGCAUAAUAGCUAAGAAUCCAUAUGAUGCUGCCAGUAAGCCAGGUACGCCCAAGAUCGAUGAUUACAAUGAGCAUAUGGUUAAGCUUAAAUGGGAGGCACCUAAAGACGAUGGCGGUGCACCAAUUACUGGUUACAUUAUUGAGAAGAAAGAUAAAUUCUCACCCAUUUGGGAUGAAGUUCUUACCACGAAUACACCUACACCAGAGGCAACGGUUGAUGGCCUCACUGAAGGAAACGAGUAUCAAUUCCGGGUUCGUGCUAUUAAUAAGGCCGGACCCAGUGAAGCAAGCGAUGCAACAAAUCCCCACGUAGCCAAACCCAGAAACCUCAAGCCAACGAUAAAUCGUGAAAAAAUGAAGCCCAUUAAAGUGCGAGCAGGUCAAACGGUUAAAUUUGACGUUGAUGUCAAGGGAGAACCGGCACCUACUCUAACUUGGUCAUUCAAGGAGAAGGAAAUUACACCCAGUGGACAAGCGCGCUUGGACAAUGAAGACUACAAUACAAAGCUGACACUAUUAGACACAUCCCGUAAAGAGAGUGGAGUCUAUAAGUUGAGAGCCGAGAAUAUAAAUGGUGUUGAUGAAGCUGAAGUGGAAGUCAUAAUUUUGGAUAAGCCAUCGAAGCCGGAAGGACCUUUGGAAGUAUCCGACAUUCAUAAGGAGGGCUGUAAGCUCAAGUGGAAGAAGCCAAAAGACAAUGGAGGUGUUCCCAUUACCGGAUAUGUUGUCGAGAAAAUGGAUACAGCAACUGGUAAAUGGGUGCCAGUCGGAUCUGUUGAUCCAGAGAAAACAGAAAUGGAUGUAAAGGGCCUAGAUCCCAAUCAUCGUUAUCAAUUUAGAGUUAAGGCGGUCAAUGAAGAAGGCGAAUCGGAACCACUUGAGACUGAAUCAGCGAUUACAGCUAAGAAUCCAUUUGAUAUAUCCGCACCGCCUGGACUACCAGAGCUUGAGGAUUGGGAUGAACAUCAUGUGAAAUUGAAAUGGGAGCCACCUAUUCGCGAUGGAGGCUCUCCAAUUACAAACUACAUUAUUGAAGUAAUGGACAAGGAUUCCGGAGAGUUUGUGAAAGCUGCGGAAACCGAUGGACCCAUUUGCAAAGGUGUCGUCAAAAAACUGGAAGAAGGUCAACAGUAUAAGUUCCGUGUUCGUGCUGUAAACAAAGCUGGUCCCUCCGAGCCAUCUGAGCAAACUAAUUGGCACACGGCCAAGCCGAGAUUCCUUAAGCCGCAUAUAGACCGUACUAAUCUGAAGCCUGUGGUUGUGAAAGCGGGCUUAUCCAUCAGUUUGGACAUUAACAUCAAGGGUGAACCAGCUCCAAAAGUAGAGUGGUUAUUCGAUGGACUACCAGUGGUUAGCGACGAGGAGGGCAUUAAGAUCGAUAAUGUUGAUUAUAAUACGAAAUUCUUUGUUAUGCGAGCAAAACGUCCACAGAGUGGCAAAUACACGAUUAAGGCCACAAACGAAGUGGGUGAGGAUAUUGCCGAGCUGGACGUUACCGUGCUAGGUAAGCCUGGUAAGCCCAAGGGUCCAUUGGAGGUCAAUGAUAUUACGAAGCACAGCUGCAAGCUGAAGUGGAAGAAGCCAGAUGAUGAUGGUGGUGCACCAAUUGAUUAUUAUGAAAUUGAAAAACUUGAUCCACACACUGGUCAAUGGUUGCCAUGUGGCAAGAGCUCCGAGCCAGAAGCCAAGGUAAUUGGACUGCAUGAAGGUAAGCCCUACAAAUUCCGCGUUCGCGCUGUCAACAAGGAAGGUGAAUCUGAGGACUUGGAAACUGAUAAGCCAAUUAUUGCCAAAAAUCCAUUUGAUGAGCCUGACAAGCCGGGUCGUCCAGAGCCUACCAAUUGGGAUAAAGACUUCGUUGACUUGGCCUGGGAUCCACCCAAAAACGAUGGAGGCGCUCCAAUUCAGAAAUACAUUGUUCAAAUGCGUGACAAGUCUGGAAGAGCCUGGGUUGAUGCUGCCACCGUUCCUGGUGAUAAGACAAAAGGUACCGUUACCGGCGUUGAAGAGGGACACGAAUACGAGUUCCGUGUUGUCGCUGUUAAUAAAGCCGGCCCUAGUGAGCCCAGCGAUGUGUCCAAGUCGGUUGUGGCGAAACCUCGCUUCCUAAAGCCCCAUAUUGACCGCAAGAACCUGCAAAAGAAGAUCAUGCGUAGUGGUCAAAUGUUGCAUAUGGAUGCGGCCGUAAAGGCUGAGCCACCAGCUAAAAUCACCUGGACCUACAAUGGUGAAGAGAUUAAGACCAGCGACAGGAUCAAAAUUGAAAAUGAGGAAUACAAAACAACGUUUAUAAUGCCGAAAGUCAAACGAUCCGAUAAAGGUAUCUACACCGUCACAGCGAAAAAUGAUUCGGGCACGGAUACUGUGGAAAUUGAGCUCGAGGUAUUGUGCAAGCCAAGCAAACCAAAGGGUCCUUUGGCCGUUUCCGAUGUUACUGCCGAGGGUGUUCACUUGAAAUGGGAGAAACCAGACGAUGAUGGUGGCGAGCCCAUUGAGCACUACGUGGUUGAACGUAUGGAUACAGAAACGGGACGAUGGGUGCCAGUGAUGACAACGAAAACACCAGAAGCUGAUGUUACCGGCCUUACCGAAGGCAAGGAGUAUUUGUUCCGCGUCAAGGCUGUUAACAGCGAGGGAGAGUCUGAACCCUUGACAACCGACACGCCAAUAACUGCCAAGAAUCCAUACGAUGCUGCGAAUACACCUGGCAAACCUCAAAUCACCGACUGGUCUGCCAAUCAUGCAGACCUCAAGUGGCGUGAGCCCGAAGAUGACGGUGGCGCUCCGAUCACCGGCUAUAUUAUUGAGAAGAAGGACAACAGCGGUAAAUGGCAAAAGGUGCUGGAAACAAAUACGCCGGAUUGCAAGGCACGUGUUAACGAUUUGAUCGAAGGCACCAAAUAUCAGUUCCGUGUGAAGGCCGUCAACAAAGCUGGUCCGAGUAAGCCAUCCGAAGCGUCUGAUCAAAUGAUAGCCAAGGAUCGCUUUGCACCUCCCAAAAUCGAUAGAACCAAUAUCAAGGAUAUCACUAUCAAGGCCGGUCAGCAUAUUCGCUAUGACAUUAAGGUUUCCGGCGAGCCGACACCAACCAAGACCUGGUUCCACAAUAAAGCUCGCAUCGAGGAUGAUGACUAUAAUAUUGAUAUGGAAGCGCAUCGCACAAAACUGGCUGUACCAUUUGCAAAGAGAUUGCACACUGGUAAAUACACAAUCAAGGCCGAGAACGAGUCCGGCCAUGAUGAGGCAUCAUUUGAGGUAACUGUACUGGACAAACCGGCUCCGCCAGAAGGUCCACUGCGUGUCACAGAUGUCCACAAGGAAGGAUGCAAGCUGAAGUGGAAUCCACCUCUCGACGAUGGCGGUUUGCCUAUUGAGCACUAUGUGGUUGAGAAAUUGGAUACAGAAACGGGACGCUGGCUACCGUCUGGUCGCUUCAAGGAGCCAUUCGCAGAAUUAAAUAACCUUGAGCCCGGUCAUGAGUACAAGUUCCGAGUGUUGGCCGUUAACACUGAAGGCGAAUCGGAGCCAUUAACCGGCGAACAGUCUAUAAUUGCUAAGAAUCCAUUCGAUGAGCCCGGAAAGCCUGGCACUCCGGAGCCAGUUGAUUGGGACAAGGAUCGUGUUGAUUUGGUAUGGCGACCACCUCUAAAUGAUGGCGGCUCUCCAAUUACUGGUUAUGUUGUUGAGAAACGUGAAAAGGGUACCGAUAAAUGGAUCAAAGGUGCUGAAAUACCAACACCAGCAUUCGGUGAGGAAUGUAAAGCUACAGUUCCAAACCUUGACGAGAACUGCGAGUACGAGUUCCGAGUUAAGGCAAUCAAUGCAGCUGGCCCUGGUGAGCCAUCCGAUGCGAGCAGAUCGGUCAUCACAAAGCCAAGAAAGCUUGCUCCCAAAAUCGAUCGCCGUAAUGUACGCACAUAUAAUGUCAAGGCUGGUGAACCAAUAUUCUUGGAUAUUAACGUGAGCGGUGAACCAGCUCCCGAAAUUAGUUGGACACAAAAUGGCAAAUCCGUUUAUCCGUCAUCUGCCAGCCGCAUCGAAAACGUUCCCUACAAUACCAAAUAUAUUAACGAUAAUCCAGAACGAAAGGACACUGGAUUGUAUAAAAUUACUGCUCACAAUCUGUACGGACAAGAUCAAGUUGAAUUCCAAAUUAAUAUAAUAACCAAGCCCAGUAAACCUGAAGGCCCUCUGGAAGUAUCCGACAUACACAAGGACGGCUGCAAACUGAAGUGGAAAAAACCAAAGGACGACGGUGGCGAACCAAUUGAUUGCUAUUUGGUUGAAAAAUUCGAUCCUGAAACUGGAGUUUGGAUACCUGUUGGUAAAAGCGAUGCACCAGAGAUGACUGUUGAUGGUCUAAUACCUGGUCAUGAGUACAAGUUCCGCGUGAAGGCUGUAAACAAGGAGGGUGAAUCUGAACCACUGGAGACAUUGGGCUCAAUCAUCGCUAAGGAUCCAUUCACUGCACCCUCAAAACCAGGAGCACCGGAACCUACAGAUUGGACAGCAAACAAAGUGGAGCUUGCAUGGCCAGAGCCUGCAAGCGACGGAGGCUCUCCAAUAACUGGUUACAUAAUCGAAGUUAAGGAUAAGUACAGUCCCCUAUGGGAGAAGGCACUUGAAACAGACUCACCGACACCGGUGGCCACCGUCAAUGGACUCAUUGAGGGUAAUGAGUAUCAGUUCCGUAUAAUUGCCCUAAACAAGGGUGGUCAAUCCGAGCCCUCAGACGCUAGCAAGACAUUCAUAGCGAAGCCCCGCUAUCUUGCUCCAAAGAUUGACAGAAGAAACCUGAGAGAUAUAACGAUAUCAGCAGGAACCGCUCUUAAAUUGGACGCAAAUAUCACUGGCGAGCCAGCUCCAAAAGUUGAAUGGAAAUUCUCAAACUAUCCAUUGCAAGCCGGAAAGAAUACAACCAUUGAAACACCAGACUAUUAUACAAAACUGGUUAUUCGACCAACACAACGUGCUGACUCUGGAGAAUAUUUGGUUACAGCAACCAAUAGCUCUGGAAAAGACAGUGUCCUGAUUAAUGUGAACAUUACGGAUAAGCCCACACCGCCCAAUGGACCACUGCAGAUAUCGGAUGUGCACAAAGAGGGAUGCCAUCUGAAAUGGAAGCGUCCCAGCGAUGACGGUGGUACACCAAUUGAGUACUUCCAAAUUGAUAAGCUGGAUCCCGAAACUGGUAACUGGAUGCCUUGCGCUCGUUCAUCCGAGCCUCAAGCUGAUAUUACUGGUCUGACACCUGGCAAUGAAUAUAAGUUCCGAGUGUCGGCUGUAAAUGCGGAGGGUGAAUCUGCUCCAUUAGUUGGUGAGGAAUCAAUUAUUGCCAAGAAUCCAUUCGAUGAGCCAGGUAAACCAGAGAAUCUCAGAGCAACCGAUUGGGAUAAGGAUCAUAUUGAUUUAGCUUGGACUCCGCCACUUAAUGAUGGUGGAUCUCCAAUUGUUGGUUACCUUGUUGAAAAGAAGGACAAGUAUGGACAGUGGGAGAAAGCCUUGGAAGUACCAGCUGAUCAAUGCAAGGCUACUGUGCCCGAUUUAACUGAAGGCCAAGCCUAUGAGUUCCGAGUAAGUGCUAUCAAUGCUGCCGGUCCCGGCGAACCAUCUGAUGCGACACCACCAAUAACAGCAAAGUCACGCAACAAGCCGCCAGUUAUUGAUCGUUCCAAUUUGAUUGAAGUCCGUAUCAAGGCCGGGCAAGCGUUUGUAUUUGAUUGCAAGGUCUCUGGAGAGCCAGCACCGAAAACCAAAUGGCUGCUCAAGAAGAAAGAGCUCUAUACGAAAGAUAACGUGAAGGUCACACAUCUUGAUUACAAUACCAAAUUGAAGGUAACGAACUCAACACGUGCCGACUCUGGCCUCUAUACGGUACAUGCGGAAAAUGCCAACGGUGAGGAUAGCGCUGAUGUUAAGGUUAUUGUCAUUGAUAAGCCAUCACCGCCAAAUGGACCGCUCAAAGUUGAGGAUGUACAUGCCAAUGGUUGCACGCUCAAAUGGAGUCCACCCGAUGAUGACGGUGGUCAGCCCAUUGAUAGCUAUGUUGUUGAGAAAUUGGAUGAGGCAACUGGACGUUGGGUACCAGCGGGCGAAACAGACGGUCCAACCACAAGCCUGGCAGUUAAGGGCCUAACCCCAGGACACAAAUAUAAGUUCCGAGUUCGUGCUAAGAAUCGUCAAGGAACAUCAGAUCCACUGACAACACCCCAUGCGACUGAAGCUAAGAAUCCCUAUGACGAGCCCACCAAACCGGGCACUCCAACCAUCAAGGACUUUGACAAAGAUUUCGUUGAUUUGGAAUGGGCCAGACCAGAAAGUGAUGGUGGAUCUCCAAUUAGUGGCUACAUUAUUGAAAAGCGUGAUAAAUACGCACCAGAUUGGGAAAAAUGUGCUGAGAUUGAAGGUGAUGUGACCAACGGCCAUGUGCCAGAUUUGAUUGAAGGCGUUAAGUAUGAAUUCCGUGUGAGGGCUGUUAAUAAAGCUGGCCCCGGUACUCCCAGUGAUCCAACUGAGCCUCAUCUUGCCCGUGCCAAGAAUUUGCCACCGAAAAUUGAUAGGAAUUUCAUGUCCGAUAUUAAGGUACGAGCUGGAAAUAUUAUUGAAUUUGAUGUGCCAGUUAUUGGCGAGCCAAUUCCCAGCAAGGAGUGGACUCAUGAGGAUAACAUGGUUAUAAAUACAGAUCGCGUUAAGAUUUCCAAUUAUGAUGAUCGUACAAAAUUGCGUAUACUUGAUGCUAAACGCGCCGACACGGGAUCCUACACACUGGUCGCCCGUAAUAUCAAUGGUGUUGACAGGCAUACCGUGAAAGUGACUGUCCUAGAUGUACCCACAGUACCGGAAGGACCGCUUCGUGGUGACGAGAUAACGAAGAACUCCAUGACCCUACGCUGGAGACCACCCAGAGACGAUGGUGGGUCCGAGAUAACCCAUUAUGUCGUUGAGAAAAUGGAUAAUGAAGCGAUGCGCUGGGUGCCAGUCGGUGAAUGUGCUGGCACUGAGAUUCGCGCUGACAAUCUCAUUGAGAAUCAUGAUUACAACUUUAGAGUACGGGCUGUCAAUAAGCUGGGUCAAUCGCAACCAUUGACCACGUCACAGGCAAUUACAGCUAAAGAUCCAUACUCGCAUCCAGAUAAGCCAGGUCAACCACAAGCCGUCGAUUGGGGCAAGAACUUUGUCGACUUGGAAUGGGCGGCACCAAAACGUGAUAACGGAGCACCAAUCACCUCAUAUAUUAUUGAAAAGCGUCCCAAGUUCGGACAGUGGGAGAACGCUGCCGUUGUGCCCGGUAAUGAGCUAAAGGCCCAUAUACCCGACUUAACCGAUGGCGGAGAAUAUGAAUUCCGUGUUGUGGCUGUGAAUCGUGGUGGACAGAGCGAUCCAUCAGAUCCAUCAGCAACCAUUAUCUGCAAGCCCCGUUUCUUGGCACCAUACUUUGACAAGUCACUGUUGAAUGACAUUACCGUCCAUGCUGGCAAGCGAUUGGGAUGGACUCUGCCCAUUGAGGCAUCUCCAAGGCCAAGCAUCAAAUGGCUAUACAAUGGCAAGGAGAUUCCAUCAACUGACACACGCAUCGAGUCAAAUCUUUUCCAAAACGAGCUCACUUUUGAAAUACCAUCGGCUUUGAGAACUGACGAGGGUCGUUAUACUUUAAUACUAAAGAACGAGCAUGGAUCAUUUGAUGCAUCGGCUCAUGCAACCGUUCUUGAUCGACCAUCAGCACCAAAGGGACCACUGGAUAUCUCAAAGAUAACCAGGGAUGGAUGCCACUUGGCUUGGCAUAUACCAGACGAUGAUGGUGGCUCACCAAUAUUGCAUUAUAUUAUUGAGAAGAUGGACUUGUCACGAGGUACUUGGUCCGAUGCCGGCAUGAGUACACAUCCAGUUCAUGAUGUGAUACGCCUUGUCCAUAAUAAGGAAUACUUAUUCCGUGUCAAAGCUGUCAAUGCCAUUGGUGAAUCUGAGCCAUUGGAGGCGGAGAAGAGCAUAAUUGCCAAAAAUGAAUUCGAUGAGCCAGAUGCUCCUGGUAAACCCGUUGUCACUGACUGGGAUCGCGAUCACGUCGAUCUACAAUGGGCAGCACCCAAAUCCGAUGGCGGCGCACCGCUUACCGAAUACAUUAUACAAAAGAAACAAAAGGGUAGCCCAUACUGGAUAAAUGUGGUCCAUGUACCGCCAAGUUCAACAGCAGCCACUGUUCCCGAACUGGUGGAGGGAGAAGAAUAUGAGUUUAGAAUUAUUGCUGUUAAUCAAGCUGGACAGUCGGAGCCAUCGGAGCCAUCUGAUAUGAUAAUGGCAAAGCCCCGUUAUUUGGCACCAAAGAUCAUAACUCCAUUGCAAGAAGUACGCAUUAAGGCUGGACUUAUAUUCCAUGUCGAUAUCGAUUUCAUUGGAGAGCCAGCGCCCGAGGCCAUUUGGACCCACAAGAAUAAUACAUUGAAAUCGAACGAACGAUCAACCAUAACCUCAAUUGGACACCACACCGUUGUACAUACGGUUAAUUGUCAACGCUCCGAUUCGGGCGUUUAUCAUUUAUUGUUGCGCAACGAUUCUGGAAUUGAUGAGGGCAGCUUUGAAUUAAUUGUCCUUGAUCGUCCCGGCCCACCAGAAGGUCCAUUGGAAUAUGAAGAGAUCACAGCGAAUUCCGUAACGGUAUCAUGGAAGCCACCAAAGGAUAACGGCGGCUCCGAAAUAUCAGCCUAUGUUAUUGAGAAACGGGAUCUAACCCAUGGAGGUGGCUGGGUACCAGCCGUUACCUAUGUGAACGCAAAGUAUAAUCAUGCGGUUGUACCGAGACUUCUCGAGGGCACCAAAUACGAGUUCCGAGUUAUGGCCGAAAAUCUGCAGGGUCGCUCCGAUCCAUUAACUUCAGAACAGCCAGUGAUUGCUAAAAAUCAAUACACCGUACCCGGUGUACCAGGCAAACCAGAAUUGUCCGACAGCGAUAAGGAUCAUAUAACAAUUAAAUGGAAACAGCCCAUUAGCAAUGGCGGAUCACCAAUACUUGGCUAUGAUAUUGAGCGUCGUGAUGUGAAUACUGGACGAUGGAUUAAAAUCAAUGGUGAACCGGUACCGACCACCGAAUACAAUGAUGACAGGGUAUCGCCAAAUCAUCAAUAUCAGUACAGAAUAUCAGCUGUUAAUGCGGCCGGCAAUGGCAAACCCUCCGAGCCAUCAUCGACCUUCAGUGCCCGUCCAAUGCGGGAGAAGCCUAGACUUUAUCUGGAUGGAUUAGUCGGCAGACGUGUCAAGGUUCGUGCUGGUGAGCCAGUUAAUGUAAAUAUACCAAUAUCUGGUGCACCAACGCCGACGAUUGAAUGGAAACGCGGUGAUACCAGAUUGCCGGAGUCGAAAAAGGUCUCGUAUGAUACGAAUUCGGAACGAACCAUUUUCCGCAUUGAUGAUUCAACGAGAAAUGACUCUGGUGUUUAUACAAUUACUGCGAAGAAUGAGUUUGGCAAGGAUUCAGCUGAUAUUGAGGUAAUUGUUGUGGACAAACCAUCACCACCAGUGGGACCAUUAACCUACACUGAGACCGCUCCUGAUCACAUCUCAAUGCAGUGGAAUCCGCCAAAAGAUGAUGGCGGUAGCGAAAUUUCUGGUUACAUCAUUGAAUUCAGUGAGUUCGGUGUGGACGAUUGGAAACCCGUACCGGGCUAUUGCCCCAAAACAAAUUAUACUGUUAAGGGACUUACUGAGGGCAAGAAAUAUGUGUUCCGUGUCAGGGCUGAAAAUAUCCAUGGUGUUUCCGAUGCACUGGAAGGUAAACCUGUUAUCGCUAAAUCGCCAUUUGAUCCACCAGGCGCACCCACACAGCCCCAAGUCGUGGCUUAUACACCAAAUUCAGCAUCCUUGGAAUGGCAUCCGCCAGAUUAUUGCGGUGGCAAACCCAUUUCCGGCUAUAUUGUCGAGAGGCGGGAACGCGGUGGUGAAUGGAUUAAGUGCAAUAACUAUCCUACACCAAAUACAAGCUACACCGUUCCCGAUCUACGUGAAGGUGGCCGUUAUGAAUUCCGUGUGAUAGCCGUUAAUGAAGCGGGUCCUGGUAAGCCAUCGAAGCCAUCAGAUGCAAUUACAGCCGAGCUUCAGCGGUAUCGCCCCGACCCACCGGAGCCACCAAAGCCCGAUCGUAUCACCAAGGAUAGUGUGACACUAUCAUGGCGACCACCUCGCAACGAUGGUAAAUCCAAGAUCAAGGGCUAUUAUCUUGAAAUUCGUCCAAAGAACUCCAAGGAUUGGAGUCCAGUCAAUGAUCUGCCAAUCAGUGGCACGGUCUUUACAGUACCAAAUUUGAAGGAGAGUGAAGAAUAUUCAUUCCGAGUCAUUGCUGAAAACGAUGUCGGUCGCUCCGAUCCAUCGAAGCCAUCGCAGCCCAUAACGAUCGAGGAGCAACCAAAUAAGCCAUGCAUGGAUUUGGGUGGAGUUCGCGAUAUCAUUUGUCGUGCUGGCGAUGAUUUCAGCAUUCAUGUACCAUACGUCGCUUUCCCCAAGCCAACCGCCUUCUGGUACUCCAAUGACACCGUCCUCGAUGAUAAUCAACGUGUGCACCAGCACCUGACCGAUGAAGCCGCCUCGUUUGUUGUGAAGAACUCAAAGCGAUCGGAUUCCGGUCAAUAUCGCUUGCAGCUUAAGAAUCCAUUCGGUUUCGAUACCGCUACCAUAAAUGUUAAGGUCUUGGAUCGUCCCGGACCACCAAAUAAUUUGCGGGCUGAUGAGUUUGCUGGUGAUUCGCUAACACUAUAUUGGAAUCCACCUCGCGAUGAUGGAGGCUCGCCGGUCCAAAAUUAUAUAAUUGAGAAGAAAGAGGCUCGAUCAUCAACGUGGACCAAGGUCAGCAGCUACUGCACGGUUCCAUUUGUUCGAGUACGUAAUUUAACAAUCAACAAGGAGUACGAGUUCCGUGUAUUUGCCGAAAACAAGUAUGGCCAAUCGGAUCCAGCAUGUACAUCAGAGCCCAUACGUGCCAGACAUCCAUUUGAUGUACCCAAUGCUCCUGGCAUACCACGAGGCAUUGACUCAACAGAGGACAGCAUCACGAUUUCGUGGUCGAAGCCCAAGCAUGAUGGUGGCUCGCCCAUUACUGGAUACGUCAUCGAGAAGCGUCUGUUGAGCGAAGAGAAAUGGACCAAGGCCGUUCACCAGCUAUGCCCAGAUCUAACCUGCAAGAUACCUAAUCUAAUUGAGAAUGCUGAAUAUGAAUUCCGUGUUGCGGCCGUAAAUGCAGCGGGUCAAUCGCCGUACAGUGCAUCCAGCGAUCUGAUCUAUUGCCGUCGACCUCCGCAUGUGCCAAAGAUCACAUCGGAUUUGUCGAUCCGGGAUAUGACUGUCAUUGCCGGUGAAGAGUUCCAUAUAACCGUGCCCUAUCACGCCAAUCCACGUCCAACAGCAGCCUGGAACAUUAACGGCAUCGAGGUGGCACAGGAUGAUCGCAUUCGAUUUGAAACCGAUGAUUACAGUUCGGUUUACACAAACAAAUGCGCUAAACGCUCUGAAACCGGCUCGUAUUCGAUCACAUUGACCAAUGUCAAGGGCUCCGACACGGCAUCUUGUCAUGUAACGGUCGUGGAUCGACCCGGAGUUCCGCAGGGACCAUUAAAUGCCUAUGACAUCACGCCCGACACUUGCACACUGGCCUGGAAGACGCCCCUCGAUGAUGGCGGCUCACCGAUCACCAACUAUGUGGUUGAGAAAUUGGACAACAGCGGCACGUGGGUGAAGGUCAGCAGCUUUGUGCGUAAUACUCACUACGAUGUAAUGGGUCUGGAACCGAAUCACAAGUACCAGUUCCGCGUUCGCGCCGAGAAUCAAUACGGCUUAUCUGAUCCUCUUGAUUUGGCGGAGCCAGUGACGGCUAAGCAUCAAUUCACGGUACCUGAUGAGCCCGGUCAGCCAAAGGUAAUCGAUUGGGAUUCUGGUAAUGUUACCUUGAUCUGGACACGACCUGCCAGCGAUGGAGGAUCGCGUAUUCAGGGCUAUCAAAUUGAAUACAGAGACAUUGUGAACGAUUCGUCGUGGAAUACAUAUGAGUAUCUAAUCAAGGAUACCAAAUAUCAAUUGUAUAACCUGACAAACGGUAGCGAAUAUGAGUUCCGCAUCAAGGCAAAGAAUGCGGCCGGCUUUAGCAAACCAUCGCCACCAUCGAUGCGAUUUAAGCUCAAGGGUAAAUUCAGUGUACCCUCACCCCCUGGAACACCGCAAGUAACCAAAGUUGGCAAGAACUAUGUUGACUUGAAAUGGGAGAAACCAGUUAGCGACGGCGGAUCUCGCAUCACCGGCUACAUUAUUGAAAGACGCGAUAUUGGCGGUGCCGUAUGGGUUAAGUGUAAUGACUACAAUGUUCUCGAUACUGAAUUCACGGUCAUCAAUCUCAUUGAAAUGGGUGACUAUGAGUUCCGCAUAUUUGCCAUCAAUGCAGCUGGACGCUCAGAGCCCAGUCUAUGCACCAUGCCGAUAAAGGUUUGUGAAGUCUUGGGUGGCGAGAAACCCGAUUGGAUAUCUCGACUACAAAACAGGGUGGCUCCGUGUGGCAAGGAUUUCACAUUGCAAUGCGCUGCAUCCGGUAAACCCAGCCCCACGGCCAGAUGGCUACGGAAUGGCAAAGAAAUUCAAAUGGGAGGAGGACGCUUCACAUGCGAUAGCAAGGAUGGUGUCUUCAGGCUUCACAUAUCGAAUGUACAAUCUGGCGAUGAUGGUGAUUACACCUGUGAGGCCAUCAACUCACUUGGAUUUGUACAUACAUCGGGAUAUCUGAAGGUCGGCUCCGCACCCAUCAUUAACAGAUGCCCCAGCGAGCUCUAUCUACCCGAGGGUGAUAAUACUAAGAUUAAAGUCUACUACUCGGGCGAUCAGCCGCUAACUGUGAAGAUAACCAGGAAUAACGAGAGUAUCGCCGAUGGCCUUGAUGAAUCACACAUAAGAUUUAAUGUCUUUGACGAUUAUAUUGCCAUAUUUAUCCGUGAUAUCGUUAAGAACGAUGCUGGCCAUUAUCAAAUUGAGCUAAGCAAUGAUUCGGGAUCGGCGACCGGACAGUUUGAUGUCUUCAUUACUGGACUACCAUCGGCGCCCACUGGACCAAUGGGUAUUUCCCACAUCAAUAAGCAUUCGUGCACACUGACAUGGCGUCCACCGACCUAUGAUGGUGGCUUAAGGAUAACCCAUUAUGUGGUUGAGCGUAAGGAUAUAUCGUCACCGCACUGGAUUACAGUGUCCAGCACGUGCAAGGACACAUCGUUUAAUGUACAGGGACUGAUUGAGAACCAAGAGUACAUAUUCCGUGUCAUGGCUGUCAAUGAGAAUGGAAUGGGUCUGCCGUUAGAGGGACUGAAUCCGAUCCGUGCCAAGGCACCAGUCGAUCCACCAUCACCACCAGGCAUUCCACAGAUCACUGAAAUCGGCGGAGACUUUGUCCACUUGGAAUGGACCAAACCCGAGUCGGAUGGCGGUGCUCACAUUCAAGGCUAUUGGAUUGAUAAGCGUGAAAUUGGCAGCGACACCUGGCAGCGGGUUAAUCCCAUCAUUUGCCUACCAAACCAAGCCAAUUGUCACAAUCUCAUUGAAAGCCGUCAGUAUGAGUUCCGCAUUUUCGCCCAAAACAUUGCUGGCCUAUCAAAGGAAUCGACUGCAUCGCAGCCCGUGAAGAUCAUCGAUCCAAAGGCGGCCUCAGCUCCAAUCAUUGUGAAGCCCAUGCGCGAUGCAAACUGCAUUCAAAAUCACAAUGCACAAUUCACAUGCACUAUAACUGGCGUACCCCGACCAGUAAUAUCCUGGUAUAAGGGAGCUCGCGAAAUCACAACUGGAGCUCGCUAUCAUAUCUAUUCGGAGGGUGAUAAUCACUUCCUCAACAUCAACGAUGUAUUUGGCGAGGACGCUGAUGAAUACGUUUGCCGUGCUGUGAACAAAGCCGGUGCCAAGUCGACUCGUGCUGCUCUGGCAAUUAUGACUGCUCCAAAACUGAAUGUGCCGCCAAGAUUUAGAGACACUGCCUACUUUGAUAAGGGUGAAAAUGUAGUGAUUAAAAUACCUUUCACUGGAUUCCCCAAGCCACGUAUUCACUGGGUUCGAGAAGGUGAAAAUAUCGAAUCUGGUGGUCACUAUAAUGUUGAAGUCAAGGAACGUCACGCAGUAUUGACUAUUCGUGAUGGCUCUCGUUUGGAUUCGGGACCAUAUCGAAUUACGGCGGAGAAUGAGCUUGGCUCGGACACUGCAAUAAUUCAGGUGCAAAUCAGUGAUAGACCAGAUCCACCACGAUUCCCACUGGUCGAAAGCAUUGGCACAGACUCACUGUCCCUGAGCUGGAAGGCACCUGUUUGGGAUGGCGGUAGCGACAUUACCAAUUACUUGGUUGAGCGCCGUGAGCAUCCAUUGUCCUCGUGGAUUCGUGUGGGCAACACACGGUUUACAUCAAUGGCUGUUACUGGCUUAACAUCUGGCAAGGAAUACGACUUCCGUGUUUUCGCCGAUAAUGUCUAUGGACGUUCCGACUCAUCGGAUAUCAGUACAUUGAUCAAAACUAAAGAGUCAAUCAAGAAGAAACCAACCGAACGCAAAUGGGAGUUGGAUGAGAAUGGCAAGAGGAUACGCGGCAAAGCCGAUGGACCAAUUAAAGAUUACGAUUCCUAUGUAUUCGAUAUCUAUUCGAAGUUUGUGCCACAGCCAGUCGAAAUAUCGCAGCAAAGUGUCUAUGAUAGAUACGAUAUACUGGAGGAGAUCGGAACUGGCGCAUUCGGAGUUGUCCAUCGAUGCCGUGAGCGUAGUACUGGCAAUAUUUUCGCAGCCAAAUUCAUACCCGUAUCUCAUACUGUUGAAAAGGAUCUGAUUCGUCGCGAAAUUGAUAUCAUGAAUCAAUUGCAUCAUCAAAAGCUAAUCAACUUACACGAUGCUUUCGAAGAUGACGAUGAAAUGGUGCUCAUUCUGGAAUUCUUAUCUGGAGGAGAACUAUUUGAGCGCAUUACAGCAGAAGGCUAUGUAAUGACCGAAGCUGAAGUCAUCAACUACAUGAGACAAAUUUGUGAAGGCAUCAGACAUAUGCACGAAAGAAAUAUAAUUCACUUGGAUAUCAAACCGGAGAAUAUUAUGUGCCAGACUCGUAGUAGUACAAGUGUUAAGCUUAUUGAUUUCGGCUUAGCCACACGAUUGGAUCCAAAUGAAAUGGUUAAAAUCACAACAGGUACAGCUGAGUUCGCAGCUCCGGAAAUAGUCAAUAGAGAACCCGUUGGCUUCUACACCGAUAUGUGGGCAACGGGAGUACUUGCCUAUGUACUAUUAAGCGGACUUUCUCCAUUUGCUGGCGAUAAUGAUGUGCAAACAUUGAAAAAUGUUAAGGCUUGUGACUGGGACUUUGAUAUGGAGGCUUUCAGGCAUAUUUCGGAAGAGGGUAAGGACUUUAUUCGGAAACUGCUGAUGGCCAACAAAGAGAAACGAAUGACUGCUCACGAAUGCCUGUUGCAUCCCUGGCUGACUGGAGAUCACAGUGAGCUAACCCAAAAGAUUGCUCGCGAUCGCUAUUUGGCAUAUCGCGAGAAGCUGCGAAAGAAAUAUGAAGACUUUGAGAAAUAUCUACUGCCAAUCGGUCGCUUAUCUGAAUAUUCAUCAUUGCGUAAAUUACUUAUGGAGAAAUAUAAGAUGCACGAUGCUGUCUUCGAUCGACGACAAGCCGCUCCACGAUUUGUCAUUCGCCCGUCUUCGCAAUUCUGCUAUGAAGGCCAGAGUGUUAAGUUCUAUUGCCGAUGCAUUGCGAUUGCCACGCCUACCCUGACUUGGUCCCACAAUAAUAUUGAGUUGAGGCAAAGUGUUAAGUUCAUGAAACGAUAUGCUGGUGAUGAUUAUUACUUUAUUAUUAACCGUGUAAAACUUGAUGAUCGUGGGGAGUAUAUUAUAAGAGCCGAGAAUCACUAUGGAUCAAGGGAGGAAGUCGUUUUCCUCAAUGUUCAUCCACUGCCAAAGGAACAGCCAAGAUAUCGUACCGAAUCGACGCCUGUUCGACGCCGUGAGCCCUUGCCCUACACUUUCUGGCAGGAGGAAUCAGAGUCGGCACCCAGUUUUACAUUCCUACUACGUCCCCGUGUCAUGCAAGCUCGUGACACCUGCAAGCUCCUCUGUUGCCUCAGUGGAAAGCCUGUGCCGACCGUUAAAUGGUAUAAGGAUGGCCGUGAGCUAAGCAAAUACGAGUAUGCCAUGACACAUUCAGAUGGUGUUGUCACUAUGGAAAUUAUUGAUUGCAAGCCCUCCGAUUCUGGCAAAUACACUUGCAAGGCAUCCAAUUGCCAUGGCACCGAUGAAACCGAGUGUGUUGUUAUUGUUGAAGGCGAAUGGGUUACGCCUGAGCAGGCUGAACUUGCCCACAAUUUCCUUUACUCAGGAGAUCGAAAGUAUAUAGAACAGCACAUGAAGCCGGCUCCUCCACCAAUUAUCACAGCCCGCCACUUUACCUCGUCGUCCUGCAGUACCACCAGAACAACGGCGGAUGGCAAGACUGUCACAACUACAAGCAAUAAUAGUUCCUCAACCACUCAGAAUAGCAUUUCGAGUAAGAAGAAAUAUGCGGCCAAUUCCUUACAGGCACCAGGUAGCCCGUCAAGAUCUCGAAGUGCCACCAAAGAACUAAUACUCCCUCCUGAUGACUCUUUAAUGUGCAAACCCGAGUUUACGAAACCACUUCAUGAUUUGACCAUUCGCGAUGGCGAGCAGUUGGUUUUGAGUUGUCAUGUUAAAGGAGACCCGGAACCACAAAUCACAUGGUCCAAAAACGGAAAGUCAAUUUCCUCCUCUGAAAUAAUGGAUCUGAAGUAUAAAAAUGGUAUCGCCACCCUCACAAUCCACGAAGUGUUCCCCGAAGAUGAAGGCGUCUUCUCCUGCACGGCAACAAAUUCAAUUAGUGCUGUCGAAACCAAAUGCAAGCUGACCGUCAAACUAUUGGAUAAGCAGUCAAGCAAACGGGUGGCAACUGGAAGCGAUAAGCCACCUAAAAUUGUCAGCCACUUGGAAUCGCGAUUCGUGAAGGAUGGAGAUGCAGUUACAUUGGCCUGUCGUAUUAUUGGAGCUGAACAUUUCGAUGUUGUUUGGUUGCACAAUAAUAAGGAGAUCAAGCCAAGCAAGGACUUUCAAUAUACGAAUGAGGCGAAUAUUUAUCGGCUACAGAUAGCUGAGAUAUUCCCUGAAGAUGGCGGCACCUACACAUGUGAGGCCUUCAACGAUGCAGGCGAAUCGUUCAGUACCUGUACCAUAAAUGUCACUGUACCUGGCGAUGAGCCCAAACAGCCAAACUUUGUCAAAUUUCCAAUCUCCGUUUCCGUAACUGAAGGAGAGAACGCCAACUUUGAGUGUGAGUUCGAUGGCGAGCUGCUUAAUCUGGCUUGGAUAAAGGAUGGCAAACCCAUUGAUGAAUCACGAUCGAGAUACUCAUUCACUAAGGAUAACAAUCGCUAUGCGUUUGCAAUAACCAAAUGCACAUUGGAUGAUGUUGGCCAAUAUCAAGCCAAGGCAAUGACCAAAAAGGGUGAAAGCUUGUGUGCAUUUUCAGUAAAUGUGCAGAGUAGCGAUGCCUAAGCAAAUCGAAUUUAAUUAGACUGCUCAUCAAUUAGAUAUCAUUUAAUAAAUAUGCAUAUUUCAUUUCACAAUAAGUCUUGAAAUUACCAAAAAUUGUAAAAUCAAAUCAAAUCAAAUUCAGAACAAACAAAAUAUGUAUCCGGAACAACAGAAAAGAUCAGUAAUUACAAACUUGAAACAUAUUUGGACUCAUCGAUUAUACGAUCAUUACCUAAUUAUUAUACUUAUUUUUAGAGAUAAAUCAAAAGAACAACAAACUUACGUUUAAGCGAGAUGUACAAUGUAACUUCAUAUUUAUACAAUUUUUAUGUACAUUUACUGACAAUACGAUCAAUCCAUUCUAUCAACAAUUUAUAGUUUAUAUAGAAGAGGUGACCAAAACUAAUCUGUGCCAUCUGUGCGUCUUUGCUGGCAUCCUCACUCAACAUCUAUUAACCUGCAAAAGUCGUCCAUGUGGUUCAGAGAUGUUUUCGGCUUUUUUCCUUUUAUCUGUAUAAGUUAUAUAACACACGAUUGCGGCUAUUGACCCAAAAAAUACACUACAUUAAAGGCAGAAAAUAUGAAAUCGAAAUCAAAUAAACGAAUAAAAUGCAAUAAUUAAUAAA
Molecule: messenger RNA, 27949 nt
Organism: Drosophila innubila
Lineage: Eukaryota; Metazoa; Arthropoda; Insecta; Diptera; Drosophilidae
Gene: bent
Product: twitchin
Exons: 47
Coding region: 216-27344 (9042 amino acids)
Biological process (GO): protein phosphorylation
Molecular function (GO): protein binding; protein kinase activity; ATP binding
Source: RefSeq, a predicted model, not a curated record